AUGCAUGUAAAGCAGCAGCGAGGUGUUGUAAAAACCUGUUCAUCUGGAGUUUGUCACGUUUGAACAUACCUGUGUGAUCGCCUCCAAACAGGAGUAUGACAGAAAUGAUAUACGGCUGAGAUCGAAGUUGGCUCGCCUUUUUAUGGUGUAAUUAACACCCACUUGUGUUAGAUACUUAACUCGAAGUCACUUCAUCUUCGCUGUAACAUGUACAUGCACUGACAUAUUACUGUGGUGCAGCGUAGGCACGCACAGAAGAAAGGUCAGAGGAUUGACUUUGUAACCUCUCUGCAAACCAAAAACAUGCUUUUAACUCACCAGUAAACUGCAGGAGCUCACGUCCAUCAUCCUCAUAUCAGCAAAAUAAACACCUGGAUAUGAGAACAGAAACAUGUAUUUUGAUUGUCUAUUUUGACUGCAGUUCCAUGUGUUGAAGCAGGAGGGUGGGAUUCAUGAGCGAUACUGCAGUCGGUCUGUAGGGGGAGCUCUAAAUUCUUUGGCUUCACAGUCAGUAAACACUUGUGGCGUUUGAUUUAUACACCAUUUUUGGUCUGAACCACCUUGGCAUUGGUCAUAGAAUUAGGAAACACUAGAGACAUUAUGAUUUCACACAUUUGAUCAAACUGAGGGAAGGAGAAGUGAACUUCCAAAUACUAAGACUGGUUGAUAAUCUGGAGGAAAUACUCGAUACGACUCUCAGAGGCGGGUUUUAACCUCCUUGACAAACAGCUCCCGCCUCUCAGUUAUGUCAGUCAGGCCUCUGAUUUGCAGAUCUUGUAACCUUAAUAACUUUGAAACAACGUGUUACAAAAUUAUACAAAAUCAGAAGCUUCCAUGCUUCUGCAGGCAGCCUCAAGUGGACAGUCGGGGAACUGCAGGUUUUAGCACUUCGGCAUCAGCGACAUUUCUCAAGGUUGCCACCCGAUUCAUACAGAUGUGUAAUAUAUUUAUUAUUUUAUGACUGACAUGAGGUCGGUCAGAUUAGGGAUAGAAACUCCUAUUGUGAAGAAUAUUAACUCACUGUAAUGAAAAACUACAAAAAUGAAAACACCUCAGUAUUAUACGAUGGAUCUGUUGAGUCACACAUUUUACCAAAGCCAAAAAGUUGCAGUCUGUGGAUUCAGAUAUGUCACUUGUCCUGAUUUCCAUACUGGUCUGAUCAGCUGUGUGACCGUGCUGCAUGUGUUGUGGUUGAAGCAGAAACAUGUUCUGAUGCAACUUGUUACUAUGAGAUAAAAGUUUCUUAUUUGUGCAAUCAAGGAUAUUUUAAAGCACCAUUAUCACAUCAAAACUAAACACUGAAUCAAUAAAGACUAGUCAGAAAAAUAAUGUGACAUUUUCUAAAUAUGGAUUUUUUUUUCUGUAUUUGUGCAGGAAAAAGUUUUCCAGUAAAUGUUUGUGGAAAAGGGGAAAACAGUUGUUGUUACAGGCAGUUCUCAGAAACUGGUUGUUACAGGUUUAGUGAGGCAGGGAGGUCUUUAGCUCGUCACUUUGAGAGAUUAGUUCCCGUCAGUUUCCUUAUCGUUAUAUUUUUGUUUACAGUGUCAAUCAGAUGGUGAGAAAGAGGGUUCAAACUGAAGUCUUUAUUUUUUAAAAUCUGAUUGGAAAAAGCUCCAAAAGCUUCAUUUGCAUACAAUAACCACAUGUAUCUGAAAACUCCCCCAGGCCCUCCCACCUGCAUCUCCUCUUGUAUUUUGGCACAUUUGUACUUCUAUAGAGCUCAGUGUACCCGGGAGCAUCGCUACAAGGUGAUAUCGAGCUAACUUGUACAGACACAAGAUGUUUUUAAAUAUGAAAGUAGCUUCUGUACAUCAGCGCUGUUAACCGAAAUCUGAAACUUUCCAAACAGCUGUGUGACUCGUUUUUAUGUGUUUCUGCCUUGACAUUGUUAUAAUAGUAAUAAUAAUAAUAAUAACUUUAUUUACAUAGCACUUUUAAAUACAAGAGUUUACAAAGGGCUUAAACGUGCAGGAAAAAAACAAAGAAAGAUAAAAACAGCAGGACAACAACAAGAGAAGACUUAGAGGGGAAAGAGCCGAGACACCCAGACUACAUGUUCUAAUGAGACAUUAUUGGCAAUCAAAUCAAUAAAAAAAAAAUGAUAAAAUAAAUAAAAUUAAAAUUAAAAAAUUAAAUUAAAAAUUAGAAUUAAAAAAUGAAAUAUAAUAGAAUGAAAUAAAAAUAAAAUUAAAUAAAUAAAAUUAAAAAAUGAAAUGAAAUAAAAUUAAAUAAUAAAAUGAAUAAAAAUUUAAAUAAAAUUAAAAAAGAAAUAAAAUAUGUUAAUAAAAUGAAUAAAAAAAAUUAAAUAAAAAUCAGUGGAAGACAUAAAAGCUUUGAUGAGUGUCACAUGAGCUGAGAUGUCUUAAAAUAAAGACAUCAUAAGAACCUGUGAUACCCGGCAAACAGGAACCCAACCACAAAAACCUGAGACCAAGGGGGCUAUCAAAAAAAAAAUAAUAAUAAUUAUCAAGAGGUUUUAAAACAUGAAUAAGAAGAGUAAAAGGUAUUAAAGAAUACAAAAAUCAUUUAAUGUCUAUUGUGUGUUAGACUGAAUUAUAAAAAAUCUCUGCUCCUGCUCGUAUUUAUCAUCCGUGUCUCCGGCUCCCUCAGAGGCAAAUCUUUUUAAGACAACAAUAAGGUCUAUGGGAGCUGAGGCUGUUUUUUAACUUUGUAUACAGACAUUAAAGCUGUUCGGGUUUGAUGAAUCACAUAAUUGAUGAUUUCAACAGCUGAAACCCUGAAACCCGUGUCUUUCUUUAACCCGCAGAUCUCCCACAGUCCUUUGAUAUCGGGGCUCGGGGUCGGGCCCAGGGGGAGCCGCCACCAUUGCGUCCAACGAGUGGAGCGCCAACGGAAGCCCAGAGGAUGGGCUGGACGGGGACAACGAGGACAAGACCCUGGACGGGGACGCCGAGGGGGUGUGGAGCCCGGAUAUCGAGCAGAGCUUCCAGGAGGCCCUCGCCAUCUACCCUCCCUGUGGCAGGAGGAAAAUCAUCCUGUCAGACGAGGGGAAGAUGUAUGGUGAGUCGGCUGGAGAGGAGCCAGAAAAACAAAAGAACGACAAUUACAUGGAAAUCAGUCCAGUAAUGAAUGCGCAAGAAUGAAAACCCAGCUGUACCGCAGAGGUUUGUGGUGAAAGAAGAGAACAAACAUCCACCAAAGUGUCUGAAAAGAGAAACACCAUGAAGGCGCUGCUCUCUGUUGUGUUUGUGUCAAAGUUUUGACACGGAGGUGAAUGUUUUCUCUUCACACUGAGCUCUUCGACAUGUCUCUACCUGUCUUCCUCUGACCCAGGGGCAGGUUCUUCCAGUCUCACCAGCGCUCUCAGAGCUGUUAUUGCGUCCUCAGAGCAUCUCCUCUUGAUUUACACCUGUCUUUUCUUUACAGCCGCUGCUUUAUGGCCUCUUCCUCACUCCACUCUCUGCCUUUGUGUUUUUUUUUUAUCUGUCAUGCGCUUGUUUCUCCACACACCGGUUCUGCUGGAGAGUUUUGCCCGCAGGUAACCGGUUUGGGCCGGUUUCUGUAAAAGUCUUGCGUUUGAUGCUGAAGGUUUGGUUGAAUUAGCGAUAAUUAGCACAGCAGGAUUUCAGCGAGACUCAGGAACAAAAACAUCACGCUGGCACGAGAAAGAUUUUAUACAUCCAUAUGGUUCUGGAGGAGUAAUGCUGUUUCCUGCAGCGCCUUCAUUAAAGUCCAGGUGUUGAGCCCUCGACGCCCUGAAAAACUCCAGAUGGAUAUGUUGGCAAGUUGUUUGGCAGAAUCGGUCACAUCCAGGUGGAGGAAAUUUCACACAUUUGUUUGAAAUUACUUUGAACCCACUUUCCUAUUCUUGUUGUUGAGACCGUGCACGCUCUCAUCAGUACAUGUAGCAUGCAAAGUCGGAGUUUGAGCUUCGCAGCAGUAAAUGUUGAUUGACAGGAACUGGAGCUGCUUUCUUCACUGUUGUCCUCACCAAACCUCCUCUGGGUUUUUAUGAAAUUAUGUUAUUUUCACCAUUGUAACUGGGCUCCCUCGGGCCGUGCUCUGUGAGACUUUCCUUCCCUUUAAUUAUUGUCCAUCAAGUCUGAAAAACUUGAAAUUGAUUCCAGCUUCAGAGCGACCUCAGAGAGCAUCAAUCACUGCCACUACAGUCUCAGACAGACUGUGUGUUUUUCAGGCAUUAGUGUUUGUUUUCAAAAGUCCUGUUUUUUGGGUGGCUUUUUUUAUGGCUUGACGUCAGAUCGGAUUCUUUUGGCGUGAUUCAGCCGAGAUGGAAUCUCAUCCUCUCAUUCGUCAGGCAGAUUUGGAUAUUCAAGGAGAAGCACAUACCUGAGAUAUCUCAGCUGCUGUUGCAGCUCCUGUUUUAGUCUGAUCCUGACUUAAGGAGUGUAAACAUUGUGAAAAGGGCAAGUAGUAGUUCUGUUUCCUGCAUUAGUCAUACAUCAUUAAAGGGACGAGCUGAUUUCAUCUUUCUGUUGCUGUUUUUUCCUCAUUUAGUCAGUUGGUCUUUGAUUUGGGGGAUUUUUGGACUGUUUGUGAGACUAAACAGGACGGUUUAAAGCAUAACUUUGGCCUGUAGGAUCUCUGGGAGAGGUAGACUGUAGGGCUGCACGAUUUACCGAUUUUAAAUCAUAAUCGGAUUAUUUGAUUUUGACGAUGUUAACAGAUUUUCUUUAUCAUGUCUCGUGCCUCCAGGCCACCGUAGGCUCCCCCUUCCUCCCCAGUUCCCACUCACACCAGUGUAAACAAACAUGGCGUUUGCAAAAGAAGGCGAUAAUUUCGUGGUUAAAUAGGACAAGAGCGAGUCAGUCGUGUUGAAUUGGUACGACUUCACAGUUUCAGAUGAAGAGUAAACCACUCCCCGCUGCAAAGUCUGUCUAAAGGCGGUAUCAACCCGUCACCACGGAAACGAAUUCAGGAGGAAACGCAAAAGUUUUUUGUUGUAUCAGCGUUUCAUCCAGCUGGAGACGGCGUUUCAGGUUCAGAGAGUGUAUAAAUCCGUGAACGACGACCAUUUCAUCUCUGUGUGGAUGUUUAUCUGCAUCUCUGCAACUCUUUGAUGGCGUCUGAGCGUGUCCGACCAAAACAACAUUUAUACACAUGCUCUGUACUCUUCUUCGGUUAUUUGUGCAUUUCCUGUGGAGCGUUACAGCGCCACUUACUGGCUCGGCAUAUGCACUACAUCGUUUUCAGAGGUUUAGUUUUGAGAGACAAUAAAAAAACUUUUUAUUAUUAAAGUGAAGUUUGGUGAAGUUGACACUGAAAAAAAAAUAAAAAAUCGAGUUUUCAGAGAAGAAAAUCUGGGUGUUAUUUUUAGCGAAAAUCGUGCAGCCCAAGUAAACUGAUUUUUUUGGUCGUUUUUGCAGUGAUCGGUAAAAAGCUAAUGUGUCCUAUUAAAAGCAUUUAUUGACACAGACACUGGGGGCAGUCUUGUCAGUGUUGAUGCUGCUGAGUAAUGUUGGGAAGGUGGUGCAGUACGGUGCGAUACAAUACGAUGUAAUACUCUUUAUUUGGUGUGUGGUUGUGGCUGAAUUGCACCUGCUCAGAUAAGAGAGGUUUUCAAUCUUCAAAAUGACCACUAGAUAUUGUUCCUUUAAAAUGAUAAUUAACUGAUUAAGCGUUAAUUCCUCGAAGCCUUAUGGCAGAAAAGUCGGACACAGACUUCGACCUGUCGUUCCGUUUUCUGCUCACAGUCGGCCUUUUUGUUCCAGCUCCAUAAAUUACUGCGGUUAUUUGCCUUAAAGUAAAUUUGUCCCUUAAUUUCCAGAAUUAGACGCCUAAUUUAUGACAUGCUCUAAUUUGUGUACAGACCGUUGGCUCCCGGCUCUGCAGGCAUCUCUAAAUUUACCUAAAUAACCCCUCAGUCCUCUUUAGCGGGGCAGUGUUGUGUCCUCAGUUCUGUACAUUUAUCAUGAGAACGUCAACAAAGAGGCCAGCCGUGCACAGACCUGCCCCCUUAGCAGCAAACUGUCAGGACCCCUUUUAGAGGCCUGUUUUUUUCUAGGGCACUAAACACCCUCUCCAUUUACAAUAAGUCAUCUGAGGCUCUGCUGGCACAGCCAAGGCAUGCCCCAGAAGAAGCCCUCUCACAAGGUGAUUACCUCAGACAUCUAAAAGCUGCCCUGACGUGAGCCCAGGGGAAUGUUAACGAUUGCGCGCUCUAUGUAAUACUGUCUACCUUGCAGUCUCAGACUCCAAGUGGCCUCCAAAAGCGAAGCAAGUCAUCCCUCCCAUUGGGAAUUCCACUUUUGCUGCCAGGAUUUUUUUUUCCGUAUGGUGGGAAAUCUUUGCAAAUUUCCAUUGCCUUAGCAAGAUGACGGAUUUCACAUGAGUUUUCUUUGCCCUGCAAACCUGUCUAGACUCCACGGUAGCACUGCCAAACAUUAAUGUAGCUCAGGGGUGACAAAGAGUUCAGAGGAACAUCAUAGUCAAUUUUCAGUAAGGCACAUGUGUUAAUUAUUACUGGAAAUUAUUCAUCAUUUUAACCGCCUUAAAUAACGCUUUUCUGUAGGUGUGGAUACAGUUAGAAUAUUUCAGAAACUGUGAAACCUUCAGUUAUAAAACAUUUUCAUUGAGAUUUCUGAUUUUAGCUGUUCUCAACAAACAUUAACAGGACAUGUCAACGUAUGUUGGUCCAAUAAAUCAUCAACUUCUUACUGUCUUCACACACCAAGCGCGAGUAAAAUCAUUCGCGCGAAUGAAUUACAUGUUAAGUCAAUGCAAAGACGCGAUUAGGGGCAAAUAACGCAAAUUGGGUGUGAGUUGAAAACGUCUCAACUUGAGCCGAUAUUCGCACCGAUAACCAAUCAGCACAAAGGUUGCUGGAUGACAUAGGAAAAAAACGGACGGUUGUUCAGUGGUAUCUAAAAUGGAGGACAAACUGAUCGUGUCGAUUAUAUGAAACCUUUUCUUUCAAUUACCGAAACCGUAAUAAAAGGAGCUCACCUGGAGGCAGGUGAGUUAGGAGGUCAGAUUACCUGGUUAAUCGUCUAUCUUGAUCCCGUCGGUUGAAUUGGCAGGGAUAACCGUUGACAUUACCAUUGAAGCGAGUAAAUACUAUUCAUUCAGGCGUCUAGAUUCGCGCGAAUUAAGCGAGUAGAUGAUUUUACUUGCGCUUGGUGUGAGCGCCCAAUAAGAAAUGUAGAGCCAGUCCUGAUGCUGCCUGUGGUCAAACUGGUAUAUGACCACCUAACCAGAGCAAUAACAAGCACUUUUAGGUUCAGCACCAAACUGAAGGCCGGUGGUGCUAGCUCUGCUAUCGGUAGCCACAUUCAUCAAACCUCAGAUUAGCCGUUAUACAAAUCAAAUGUUCUCAAUUCUGAUUACUCUCUAAAUGCCUCAUUUUACUUUUAAACUAACCAAUUACUCCUAUGUGGGGCGGAGUCGUGGUAAAAUUUGGAGGGUUUUUUGGGUUGAGUGUUUUUCAGGCGCUUCUAACUCAGUCAGUCUACGCUACUCAAAUUUGAGACUUCUGUACAAAACCCAGAACAUUUUCAGGAUUUUAUAAACUCCCCUGACAGGCCGGACAGCCCCCCAAAAAAGAGGACAUGUCCGUAUGGUCACCCUGCUGAAGUUAGUAGCUUAGAAACAUCUCUAAUAGAACGUUACACCAACACCGACCUCUGUCUUUUUUUUCCUCAACCCGCUGAAAACGUCUCCGCUGAGUUUUACAAUUAUCAACAGUUAAUGAGGUUUAGAGCUGCCAGAGGAGGAACAAACCAGCUCUUCACCCCUCUUCAAAGUAUUUGCAGUGAUUUAUGUCCUCAUGCAGAGUUAUAUUUAGCAGACAAACACUAGACUGAUAUCAAUCUUCUCUUUUGCUCGAAGCAAAACAACAAAUUUGCCUAUUUCAGAGAGUGAUACACACCCACCGUUUGAGUGAGCAGGUGAUCAUCUCGGGGGGUUUAAGCAGCUCUAUAAAGUGAAAAAUAAAAACUAUCCAAGUCCAGUACUGCAUGUGAGGGACACAGCAGCUGUCCUUUACAGAAUUAAAUUGUUCAUAGUUGGCACAUUUCACAGCUAAAGUUCAGAGGAAGUAUUUUCUGAAGAUGCGUAUGUGCCAAAAAAAUGUUGCCUGUCUUGUUUUGCUUUGGGGCUGUACUGACAUGUUGUUCCCCUGCGUUUUCUGGCCUAGACAGGUAUGUCAGAGCCCGAGCACACACCUCUCUCUCUCUCUCUCUCUCUUAGCCCUGCAGCUGUCAUGACUGCAAAGCACUCUGGGUAGACAAAAAAGAAAGAUUUCAGCGCUCGAGGGGAGGCUUAUGUCUGCCGUGACCUUUGAAGGCCACAUUAGAAAUUAACGUCGGGUUCAGUGCAUGUGCAAAGUAGUGAGGAUAGACUUGUGUCGAGUUAGAAGAGAUGUGAGUGUGUGCAUGUGUGCAUGUGUGUGUGUGUGUGUGUGUGUGUGUUGGAGGGGGGUGAGGUUGAGCGCUCUGUAAUGAUGACUGAGCAGGCCUUCCCUGUCAGCCCCCUCACUGAGAUGUUAGGAAUGUUUUCAGUCAUGGCUGAGCAGUAUGUUAGCAAUUUAGGAUUACCUCAAUGUUAUGAGAAGGGAGGAGGGGAGAGAAUAUGGGUGGAGAAAGGGUUCAGGAGAGCAAAAAAAGGAGGAGGAGGAGGGCGGGUGGAGAUAUACAGGGAGUGAAAAGAGAUUACCUUUUUGCUCGCUAUCUUAGCAUGGAAGUGGAAAAUUCCAGCGGUCAUGUAGUAAAAGAAAAAGAUGGGCGUGUUCAGUCGGAGAGGUUAAGAAUGGCAGCCUGCAGCGAUCUGAGUGGGUGUUGAGCAAUCAGCGAGGGAAUCAUGAGCAGCGAACAGAGAGAGGGUAGAGAGAGACGGGAAGACAGCGGCCAGGGUUGAGAAAUUACAAGCAGAGGACAGAUGAGGCUGUGCAUGCGUGCGAUCGUACAGCUGUGUUUUUGCGUGUGUUUGCGCGCACCUGUCGUGUUCCCCGCCGUGCGGACCAGCAGUUGCGAUCUGACCUUUACUGUGCCAAGUCUGAGCGGAGCUAGGCUGCUGCGGGGGGCAGCUGGCAAUGACAUUACAGAGAUCAUGGCCUCCGCUCGAGUGAGAGGAAGAAAUGCGUCCCAGAAUGAAAGACCGAUUUAACUCUGAUCUUCCCGGUGGAGUUCAUGAAAAUGUUAUAUAUCAUGAUUUAUCUGUUCAAAAUGCCGACAAGGUAGUUAUUCAGGUUUGGGCUGUUAUUAGGGGAAAAAAGCUGCAGCCUCCAGUGUUGAAAAAAUGAAACCAAUGCAAAAGUGCAAAAACAUAACUGCAGUUCAUCAAAUGUCCACUAGAGGCUGGAUCUAAAAGUGCAGGAACUCUCAUUUGUACUCAUGUAAAAAAGCUGAUUUUUUACAACAAAGUUUAACGUGUUUACGAAGUGGAACAAAAAAAAACCUGUUAGAUAGUUUGAUUAUUUAUUCGUACACACUGAUUUUUAUGUGACUUAUCUCUUUAAAGAUAUUUAAAAGUUUUAGAAGAUAAGGAAUCUUAAGGUUAGGGCUGGGCGAUAUGGCCUAUAUUAAGAUAUAUUGAUCAGUUCACCUCGAUAACGAUAAAUGGACGAUAACUACUCCACAAGCUGCUCACCCCCUCCCACAUGAACUUCGUCUACUUCAGCCACUACAACUUUUGAACCGUCCUCCAUCUCUUCACGUCACGUCUCUGAUGUAGGACAGCGUCUUAAAGGGACAUGAGACCACAGCCUACUGACACACAUCCAAAAACAACUUUGAUUUAUUGAUUUAUUUUGACACCAAAUGUACCGACAUGAGCAAAAUGAAGUUGGUUAUUGCCAUAAAUUUUCGGUUUAUCGCCCAGCCCUACUGAAGGUCCACCUCAGCUCUGUCCUGUGCUUGUUUCCAACACGAGGACAGACCUCUGCUUUCAAACCCUCUUCAAAGGACACUGCUGUGAUUUUUCUGUGAUCAGAACCGACUGUUUUAGCGCUGUGAAGAAAAACUGUUUUUCGUUAGUUUGUGAGGAUAUUGUUGUUGUUCUGCGGUAAAACAAUCACAAAAGUAAAAAAAUACAAAGUAAUUCUAAUUUCAUGAAGAAUCAAAAGCCAAUUCCAAGAAAUGUGGGGCAGCUGUGAGCUAAUCUGUCAUAAUCUAACAUAAGCUUGUUUGUUUGUAGGUUUUAGGAUUAUCGUCGUGUUAGGAUUUCACUGUAACAAAAAAAGUAAAAGUUAGUCGAUUAAUUCUUUAUAUUCUGAGAAACAGAUGUUAAGGAAAUGAAGAUAAUAUUCUUUGUUUGUCAGAAAGUGUUUUUGUUUCUUUCUAAAAACUGCAGUUCCUUGAGUGUCCACUUGUGGCAGCAUUUUCAUGAUCUGAUUUAAAAACGAACAGGUGACGUCACUGAAACUUCAUAAAACAUGACUCAGGUCAGGAUUUAACUCAGUGAUGAAAUCCAGCUCCAGGUUUUGUUUUCAAGGCCCUCAUGGUUCCGUCUCCUGGUUUUAGAGAUCAGGGUUUUACACACGAGUCUCCUGAGCGAUGUUAUCAACCCUCAAAAAGAGUCGUGAUCUUUGCUUUCUCAGAUUUGACCUCCGGGUGAGACGUGGUGAGGGGAUUUGGGGCUGAUGACCUCAGAGCGUCUAAAAUCCUUCGCCGUCAGUCUCUUAGAGGACUUUUGUUUCAUAUUGACGGAUGUAACAGACGAUAAAUCACAGCUCUGUUCGGUUUCCUGCUGCGGGAUCAUGAUCUGGUUUGUCCCCUCCAGUGAAACAGAAAAAACAGUGCCAGAGUAUUUACUGAUUUACCGUCCUCUUCCAGAUCGUUUAUUACAGAGCUUUAUUUGAAAUUGGAGAUAUUUGCUGACCUGCUUUUAAGUGGUGUGUGUCUGUUUUCGACUGUAUAUCACAUAAAACAAAAGCAGUCAUUUAAAAUAUCACAGAACCUCCAGAUGUCGCGGAAAAACCCAGAUAUCAUCUCAACAGCUCGCCACCGCAGGACUGCGCCGUUCAACAGAUGAACAAAACACAUUUUUGAUUUGCCACGCGACGCCAACAGUUGCUGCGCUCGACGCUGCUGUAGAGUAAACGCUUGUCUGCUCUGAAAUCAUUUCCAUAACAGUGAAAAUCAAAGAUCUGAGCCUCAGUUUGAGAGUCUGCUGUAAAGUUCGUGUUUGACCUGAGAGCCCAGAGAGGGUCAUCACCUUCUCGGUCAAACCGUCCCCCAGUUGGUUCUGGUUCAGCGGGCUGUACUGUACUAAAGAGAAGUCUGAAACUGAGGGCAGAACCUGGUCUCGGGUCUGAUGAAGUGUUUUCCCCUCUCUGCUCCUGAGCUGAGGAGAUUGAGAGUGACAGUUGCGUGGGGGUCGAGCUGGCAUUGUUCUCUCUGCCAUCCUCCGCUGGGACGAUCGGCAGCAGGUGCUGCUGUCCGUUGGGUGUGGGGUCACACAGUGGUGUUGUUUUGGGAAAAGGGGGCUGCCUUGCUGCCAGGUGGCAGUUGUUGGCAGAGACAGUUAUGGCUUUGUGUUUCCUCCAAGAGUUACAGCAUCAGCUGCCCCCUUUUGCCCCUCUAAGCGUCAACCCCCCCCCCAUACCCCGACCUAAUGGCCCUCACCCCAUGCUCUAACCCCUGCUUCCCCCCUGAGCAUGUGUGUGUUCACCAGAGCUCUGGCUGUGUUCGCAGGCCCAGGCCAAUCAGACUGGCUAGCACAGAUGUGACAGGCCUAGAGGAAUGUGAGGAAUGCGGAGGCGCUGGAGCGGGCGUGUCCAUCCUUGGCCCAGGGCAGAAGGGGACGGGCCAGCUCGGUAUCGGCAGACAGUUCAGCUCUGCUGUGCUGGCUGACCGCCGGGCCGACUGGUUGGAGGGAGACGGUGAGCGCUGCUGCGAGCCCGCUGGAGAUGGGCUGCAGUACUUUUAUGGUAAUUGCAGUAACCGGGGCUUUCUGCAGGCCAAGCGCUGAAGAGUGUGUGAGAAACAGGGCUUGUUUCUCCUGUCAUUAUGUGUCUGGACACUCCAAAGGCUGUUAAAGCUCUUAGACACACUGUCUAUUGUCUGUGUGUCUGUGUGUGUUUGGGUAAAAGCAGGCCAAUCUUGACCAGUUUUUGUUGAUGUAAAUUACUGUCAGCAAAUUUUUUACAGUUUAAGUCAUUAUUCAUAAUCACAGGGUGGUCCGGCCUCUUCUCCUGGCCCACUUUGUAGCCACAGAAACCCAGUAAACAUGACUUGGCAAAGAAAAGAAGUGAAUAAGACUGGACCAGUUCUUCCUCCAGACAACAUAAUCAUGCUUUUUUAUUUUUUCCUCUUAAUUCUCAAAGACCAACAAAGGUGCACUUUGCUGACAAAGCACAGCUUGUUAAGUCUCCGAGAUGUAAAGAGGACUACGACGGCCCAGAAUAGACGUCAGCUCUCUGCACAACCUGUUUGUGCAGAAUGUCGAGAGUGGAUGUUAUGUCAUGAAAAACAUGGUUCUGUUUUCUUAGCCGUCUGUAAUUAGGUUUCAGGGCCAUGUGAGCAGACAGUAAGAAGGUGUGAAGCAGACUAAUGAGGACUAAAAAGAGGAGAAAAUAUUCAACCCUUUAAUGAACGAAGAUCUGAAAUCAGGAGGAGUCAUUUUUAAGAACAGUGUCUUUGAGGAAAUAGAGGUGUUAUUAUGACCUUUGACCUGUGACAGAAGUGUGUUGACCCUGGUCUGUGGAGCUCUGGGAAAGGUCACACUGUUGCUCUUUAACAAAGGUAUGAUGUGUAUUGAAGGUAUGACGACAGUGCCACCUGCUGUUCAAGAGAGGGUAUCAUCCUCACUAGAAUCUUCUGACCUCUUUUGGAGUAUUUUCAGUUUUAUUCAUGACCUUUCUUUCUUUCUUUCUUCUUUCUGUGUGUUUUCUUGCAGGUCGUAAUGAAUUGAUAGCGAGGUACAUCAAGCUGAGGACGGGAAAAACCCGCACAAGAAAACAGGUACAAGCUUCGAAGUUCAAGACUGGAUCUGAAAUAAUUUUGCACGAUUUAUUUACUGACAGUAGACGACAUUAAAAAUAAAAAUUGUGCCAAUUAAACGCCAUCACCCCUGCAGGUCAGCAUGAGAAUUACGAGUCAUCUAAACAGAUAAUUUAAAACAUUUUGACCCAAAGAUGUUGUGUCUAAGUUAUAGUGCAGCCGCCACCGUAAAUUGGGAACAAAAUGAAAACUCCCAUUAUACUAAAACACUCUGCACAGAUCUGGUUCGGCAGUGUUUUAAUCGAGCAAAUAGAGAAAAUAACGUACGAAAAAAAGAGAAGUUUGCACACUAAAUGCCCUUGAACGUCUUUUAAUCUGAGCAGGACAGUGUUCAGACCAGCAGGAGAUCUGGGCGUCAGACAAAAUCCUUCCUCCAGUCCUCUGUCCUGAAAAAAAAUCCAUGUAAUAUUCUGACUUUUCCGCUUUUGUAAGAUUUUUAAUGGUCGAGCACCUGAAAAAGAGUUCAUAGGUUUGGUGUGCUCGUUGUUUUUCUGUUUAAAUUGAGUUUUAAUGAAGAAAUUGGAGACAAAGUUAUAUUUAGGCUGUGUCUGAUUAACCUGCGACAGGCAUGUGGAUGUUAAAGAGAGCUGAAGGCUGGUGGUGCUAGCUCUGCUACUGUUAGACAUCUUCUGGAAACCAACUUGAUGAUUUUUAUUCUCAAAGUCAGUGAAUUUGUGUCCAGCAGUGAUAAAUAAACUGACCAGCAGAUUGGAGAAACAUCAUGAAAAACAGUUGAAGUCUAGAGAACAUUUUUAUUUGAAAUGAUGUAAAAGAUUACGGUACUUAUUGUUUGGGUCUUUAAAUAGUUUUUCCUCACGUUGGUUGUCAGGUCAGAAACUACAGUGUGUCGACAGCCCUUGAAGGAGCAAAUUCAUAUAAACAAACAGCUGCAAACUUUUACAUUUUAUUUCAGCAAACAUUCAAAAAGCUCCUCUAACUGGAUCAGUAGUUAUAUAUUUGAUUUUUACACUUUUUUAAUUUUUAGACAGAUACCAUCACACUGUGGUCACACAAACAUAACAUGUUUUUGGUGUUUAACAUUGCUGGUUUUAUUUUUAUUCAUGGGAUGUAGAAAAAAUUUAUGGGAAAUAUCUAUUAAUUAGGGCUGGAACUCGAUUAAAAAGAUUAAUUUAAUUAAUCAGAGGCUUUCUAAUUUAUUAAUCCCAUAUGAAUAUUCGACCAGUGAAUGGAUCAGUGCUUUUUUUAUGCGUUAAAGUGCAGAUAUUUUAGUAAUGAACGACACAGAAUCAAUUUCAGAGGUUCAGGUCGCCUAUAAAGAACCUUCUGGAAUCACUGCUGCUCUGACUCACACUGGGGUGCUCCGGUAUGAGCGAUAUACCUGAAACUCGUGCAGUGAGAAACGUUGCGCAGUGCAAAAAUACAGUAGGUGCGAUUAAUCUGUGUUAAUAUUUUUAAUAAGAUAAUAUUACUGAAAUCGAUUAAUCGCAAUGAACACGUCAAAGUCCCAGCUCUUCCUUUAAUCUGUUAAUGUUGUUUGUUUGUUGAUUUUUUAAACUUGUUGGUUUAUCUCUGAGUGAACGUCUUCAUGUUCCUGCACUCUUAUGCGUGUUUGUGAGCCUGUAUCUGAGUGCAUGCUGUUGUUUUUAUGCUCAACAACUGUUUCACACUCCUUUAGGUGUCUAGUCACAUACAGGUGUUAGCCCGGAAGAAAGUGCGUGAAUACCAGGCGGGUAUAAAGGUAGGUGCCACCAGCCUGCUUGCGGGCGACACUGACUGGGCGUCUCUUUCCUCUUUGGUUACGGCUUCUCUCUUUCUUUCCUUGUCUUUUCUCUCCCUGUCUCCUUUUCCUCUUCCCUCCUCUUGGCUAUUCUUCUGUGCAGGUUUCUAGCCACUUGCAGGUUCUCGCCCGGAGAAAAUCUCGCGAGAUCCAGUCAAAGCUAAAGGUAUGCGCUUCACGGCGGGCUCGGCGGGGCUGGUCAAGGCUUGGCUUUGCACUAACCAGCUAAUCUGUGCUCAGAAUUAUCCAUUUAUUCUCUGAUCGUAGAAGAGUUCAUGCUUAUGCGGAUGUCAGCUUGGCAAUUGAGUUACAUUGAUCCAUGAGAAAUCAGAUAAUACCAUCAAGAGUUCUCUGAGAAGUUCAUCCUGCUGUUGCAGCGUGCAUGCAGUGCUCGAGUAAAACAGAUUUCUGCAGGUCAGGGCUGCUUUAACUGUGAGGCUAACAACAUUACUCCAAAGAGAGAGCGUACAGCAGCUGAAUCUAAAGCUUCAUCUUUCUAGGUUUGCCUCAGGACUCUGUCAAAUGAAUGUGAAAUGAGCUGCAUGUCUCUCCAGCUCUGUUUCUGCCCUCUGUUCCAGUCCAGCUUCUGCAGCUCUCUGAACCUCCUCAGACUCUUCCUGUCCUUAAACUCUCUCUCUGAAACUCUGAGACCUUCAGCUCCUCUAAUGUGUCUGUCUGUGAUCAUGUGAUUAUCAAAAACACUUCACUUUGACGCCUUUGGACCGAUAUUUUUGUUCUUUGAACAUCUCUCUACUCUCUUUCAUUAUUGUUUAAACACACUGAGUGAAGACAUCCUGUCGUGUUCACGUCGUCUUAAAUUAACUCUAAAUUUAUCAAAUAUAUUCACUCUCAGAUCGAUCUGUGGGCUUCAGCAACCACAACUAACUCGAAUCAUUUUACACUAAACUGAUGAACUUGAUUUAAAGAUGCAGUGUCUCGUAUUAAACAGCAUCAAACAGAGCAGACCUGGUCGGACUGGACUGUAAUUUCAUGUUUAAAUCAGCUGGGAUGGAUAAGAAGCUCCUCUGACACACGAUAAAUCUCAUCCUUCACUUAUUUGGUUUUCAUCAUCAAAAUUAUGUUUCAAUACAAAUCCAACAACCACUCUCUUCUUCUUUGGCCUCCAUCAGGUGACUUUGGAGCACCAGUGAUAUCAGAUGCUCCUCACUGGAUACAGAAACAUUUUAAUAGUUUAUCCAUUUGGUGCUACAGUCGGGCUGCAUGAUAAAUUGGUUUUUAAACCGUAAUCAGAUUAUAAAAAAAUUAAAAUCCUCAAAUCAGUUUUCCUCUCUAUCACGUCUCGCGCCUCCAGGCCACCGUAGGCUCCCCCAGUUCCCACACACUCCAGUGUAAACAAACAUGGCGUUUGCUAAAGAAGGCGAUAAUUUCGUGGUUAAAUAGGACAAGAGCGAGUCAGUCGUGUUGAAUUGGUACGACUUAACAGUUUCAGAUGAAGAGUAAACCACUCCCAGCUGCAAAGUCUGUCUGAAGGCGGUAUCAACCCGUCACCACGGAAACAAAGUCAGGAGUAAACGCUAAAGUUUUUCGUGGUAUCGGCGUUUCAGGUGACUGUAAACGGUACUUUUUGAAAACGGGUCAGAGAGUGAAUAAAUCUGUAAACGACGACCAUUUCGUCUCCGUGUGGAUGUCUAUCUGCAUCUCUGGAAACGAUCAUGUGACACACAGCGUAACUCUUUUAUGGCGCCUGAGCGUGUCCGACCAAAACAACCUUUAAACACACGCUCUGUGUAAAAAUCUGGAUUUUAUUUUUGGCCAACAUGGUGCAGCCCUACGCUACAGUAACAACAUCCCCUCAGAAGGAGACCUUCUCCUUUGCAGAUCUGAAAGUUCACUAAAUCAUGUUUACACUUAAAUCUGAAUAUACUGAAUUUUAAUCAAACUUAUCCCAUGUCAGUUAUGUCUGUUCUGAUAAAUUCUGCCAAAAAAUACAAACUGCACCUUUAAAACCGAUCAAAGAAAUCUUGUUUUUCUUUUUAAGUGUAAAAAAAUGAGAAAAAUGUAAACAACUCACAAAGCAAGACGGCCAUCUUUGCUUGUCCUUCCACGUUCACAUAGUGGCGUCAAAAAUGUCUGUUUUUGAACUUAGCAUCAUUUGUAUUUAAGUAUUUUAUUUGUACCGUAUAUUAUGACUUAUUCUCAUAUCAGCAUAUCAAACGUGAUAUUAAUUUGUGCCCAAAAGACAGUGAGCUGGAAAAUGAUAUGAAAUAGGAGUCGACUGAUAUUAUCUGCUUCAGAGCCGAUACUGAUAUUUAGUGGAUUAUGAGACGAGUAUCUGAUGUGUAGAACCAAUAUGCACUGACAGUAAAGUAAAAAUAGUCCUGAAUAUUAAAAACUCCAACACAAACUCUGUCCAUCUUCUAGCCAAUCAGAUCUCGCCGUGUGUUUAUUUACCCUGAUAUUCAGCUCAGGCCGAUAUUCAGUCUGAUUUUCUGGGCUUUAUAUUUGAGGUGGUGACUUCUUUUCUCCUCUUUAGAUAAUUGAUAUUUCUUUCUUCAAUUCUUCCUGUAGUCACUUUUCUUUUUAUGCAACUAUCUGUAUUUUGUCUCACAACAUCACACAACACGACUCAUUGAAGCGAGCGUUUUCUGUCAGCUGAACAAACAUGAAGUUAUGGUGUGAUUGCUGAAAUAACACCAGCUGCUUAUUUGAAGUGAUUUUUUAAAAGCAGAGUGAAAGUAAGGACAAAAAAGAGCAAGAAACUCCACUUUUAAAAGAAACACAUUAUUUUGGGACACUUUGAUAGAAGUAAAUAUUACAUUUGUACCUGGAGGAUCAGCUGUUCGUACCGUAGUCCACUCACACCGUGGAAGCAGCAGCCUGAAUAAAAUGAAGUGCAUUCAAACUUGAUGUUACUCAACACUUCAUUUCUCUAAACCGUCACUCAGAACUAAUGCUGUCUCUCUUUCUCGAUUCAGGCCAUGAAUUUGGUAAGUGCAUCUGACUUGUGCAAUAUGCUUCCCCCCCCCCCCCCCUUUGUUUGGCAGUACCAGCGCACUGUCCCCUUUGCUACGGCCCUCUGCUGGCAUGGCGACCCGCCUCAUUGCUAUCCCUUAGAGAAGCAAUGCUUAGAAACAGCCGAGCUUUGAUGCUCACAGUUCUGCUGCUGCUGCUGCUGCUGCUGCUGCUGCUGCGCCUCCUGCCUGAUGUCGAGUCAUAAUCCCCUCAGCCUCUGCUCAAAGCCAAAGUCUUGCUUGCUUUGUCCAAGGUGUCGCUCUGUGAUUCGGGGUCUCACUUUUCCUUUUAUUGCAAAGUCUUAGCUUGAGCAGCUUCAUUGCUUUUGUUUUUACUUGCACACGUUAAAAUAAAAGUAUUUUAAAUAAAGUUUAGAGUUAAGGUGAACUGGACUGAAGCUUGGAUUUGAAUCGGCUUGUGCCAGAAUUGAUCAAACGUAUUCAUGUUUAAUGCAACAAAAAUAUAUUGAGUAUGUAAACUCAGUGCACUCUCUGUCUUCUCUGUUUCCUGUGGUGAUCCUGAUAACAAACUGAUCUUUUUGUGACCUGAGCUUCAGUGUCUUUCCUUCUCUUUGCUUUUAUCAAGCUGCUUUUCACUUGGUCUGAAUUGUGAUGAUGUUUUUAAAGUCAUUUGAACUGUUAACUCAUUGGAAACUCUAAAAAGAUGUUUUAUAGAUCAUUACAAAACUUUAAUUCAGGAGUGGUUAAUACUUUCCGUGCUGCUACAUGUGAAAAAAAUAGUUGUAGUGUGGACGUCUUCAACUUCCACUCAGCUCUAGUAAAGCUGUAGAUUCACUGUUUGGGUUCUGCUGCCACCUUGUGGUUGACGCAGGUCAUCUCUCUGUUUGCUUCUGCAGGAUCAGGCGUCUAAAGACAAAGCCUUGCAGAACAUGGCAGCGCUGUCGUCUGCACAGAUCGUCUCCCCGAGUAUGAUCAAAAAUCAUCUGCCACCGCUGCCUCCUGCCCCCUACCAACCACCCAGAGUGAGUCCACUUCCUGUCAGAUGUCUCAAUGAGUCAAGAUUUGGUCAUCUGUCGAGACUUCAACGAUGUUUUCUUACUUUACAGUUCUGGCCGGCUAUCCCAGGACAGCCUGGACCCUCUCAGGAGUAUGUAAACGUCUUUUCACAACCUGCUUAUUGUUUGUAGGGUCAUCAGUGUUCCUCUGCAACCCUGAUCCACAAAAAAGUUUGGACAGUGUGUAAAAUGUUGAUGCAGUCAGAUUUGGACGAUUUGCAAGUUAUUUAGAUUCUAUAUUUCAAUUGAAAAUAUGACAAAAAAAAACAAACCUUAUGUUAAAACCAUAUUUCACUUCGCCUCAGUCCAUCUUAGAAGGACCCAGGCCCACAUUAGGACAAACUAAUACAAGACAUAACUACUUGUAUAGUUUUUUAUUUUUUUUUAUUUCAGUUUUAACAUCUUUGAGGAUUCCAAGGACAACUUGUGCGAGCAAUUAAAGGUCCCGGCUCUUGUCCGUAUAGACAGGCUUCAUUCAGUGAUUGAAGCAAUGAUGAUUAGAUCACUCUAGCUUACACAGUUUGUAUAUAACUUUAUCUCGCUGAGCAUUUUUUCCAUCUGCCAUGUCCUCCCAAAAUCCGAGGAACUUCCAAACGGAGCUUCUAAAGUUCGUUGGAGUCCAGACCACUCUCUCCGAGUUUGGCUACGAACAUCACGCCAUCUCUCUCUGCACGUGCCACGGACAGUUUUUGUCGAGUCCUUUGACCUGUCCCUGACCUAUCAUUACAGUGCGCUCACUCUCAAAGCAGUGAUGUUUUUUGUUUUUCUUUGUUUUUCUCCCACUCAGUUUUUCACGCUGUUUAUUUAAUAUUUUAAUAUUAAUUUUCACUUUUGAUUCCCGUUUUUCAAAAAUAUUCAAAUACAUAAUCGAAUUUAGAAUAUUCGUUGACAGCCCUGAUUUUGAGCCGCCAUUUUUGUUCUGAAAUCGUUAAACUUUUUACUCACACAGUCUCUUACAGAGUGGAGAACACUUUCUCAUCUUUAUUUCUGAGAGACUCUCUGUGGGGUUUCUUUUUUACUCCAAGGUUACAAAUCAGCCGAACUAGUGGAGAUGCUACUUAAAGUCGUAUUCAAGCAUUACACAACCUUCUCAGUGUUUUGUUGUGUAUUAAUUUUUAUAAAACAAAACUGUUGGAAUUUUUUUUUCACUUGUAAUUAGAUGUUGGGUUGAAAUGAUCUUCAAACUGUCCAAAUCUGUUUUUAAUCGACAUUUCACAGCAUCUUAUUUUAGAGGAAUCGUUGUUGUAGUCCCCGGAGAGAGAGAGAGAGAGAGAUUGUUAAUAAAGAAGUGAGACUAAACUCAUAUGUGACUGAUUGAAGUAACGGGGGUUAGGUCUGAUGUCAGGUGGGUACUGCAGGGCAUGCUUAACGGAUCACAUUUUUGCACACUAGGAUGGCUCUAGAUCUCAACCCGGGAAGGAGUCCUGGGUUUGGCCGCACCAGCCAUGCGUAAGUUCCCCGUAGCCGAAGUCCAUCUGUGAGCACAGAGCAGCACUAACUCUUCUUCCUCACUGUAUUUUUGUCCUGUUUGUUCCCGCACUGAUGUAAACCACCACCAGGCAAAUUAACUGCUUCAGAUUUGAACAAAAAAAAAAAAAACAGGGAAGAAAAAAAAAUCCCUAAAAUUAAAAUUUGGAUUAAAAAAAAAAACUUCUAAUCUGUUUACUUUGAAUCAGAGAAAUUGAUGCAAUUUUGCGUCUUAAAGAAGCAAUGAAGCAGGUGGACUUACGCCUAGCUGGUGCAAAAACACAUGCUGAUGUUUGACACUAAUGGAUUUUCACAAUAAAAGUCUUUGAUUAGAAAUGAAGAUGUAUAAAAAAAAACUAAUGUGUAACACAAACAUCUGAUUCUGGUCCUGUGUUGUCGACAUCAUGGCCUCACUCAGUCCUUCAUUGUCUUUCAGUAUCAAACCUUUUGCACAGCCUCCGUACUCAAGCCUAUCAGGUCCUGUGCCACAACCCAUAUCAAGUGAGUACAGAUGUGAGAGAGAGCAUGAGAGGAGGACCCUGGAAAAUUAAAGCCACAUCGUACGCAUGUUUAUAUUGUUGUGUUUGUGUGUGUCUGUAUGAAGCAGGUUAUGAGCCUUUAGCACCUCCUCCUCCACCGACUGCGACCGCGGUGCCCGUGUGGCAGGACCGGACGAUCGCCUCCUCGAAGCUGCGGAUGUUGGAGUACUCGGCCUUCAUGGAGGUGCAGAGAGACCCAGACAACGUAAGUGAAGAUAUGAGUGUGUUCACCACAGAGUCCAGGAGGCGCACCAUCAGAAUUUUUAGUUCCAGUACUCUUUACUCAUAUUUACUUUAGCUGCAGAUGUUUUUGACGUUCCUUCUUUGUCUCUUUUGUCUCUGCAGUACAGCAAACACCUGUUUGUCCACAUUGGACAGACGAACCCCUCCUACAGCGACCCCCUCCUCGAGGCCGUCGACAUCCGGCAGAUCUACGACAAGUUCCCUGAGAAGAAGGGCGGGCUUAAAGAGCUCUACGAGAAAGGCCCUCAGAACGCUUUCUUCUUAGUCAAAUUCUGGGUGGGUUUCAGUUCUCAUUAUGUGCUGCUGUCUUUAAAUGACCGAGUUUAUGCUGAAAGUGUUCAACCUUAUUUAUGUGCAACCUGCUAAGAUCAUCGUAUGGAGUAUUAUUUGUUAUUUCUGCAUUAUUAGUGUACAAGUAUGUGAAAAAACGAGGCAGAAAAAGUAAAGUUUUCUGUUUACUUGAAAACUUGUGCAGAGAGUCUUCCACUUUAGAUCUGCAGGAUGACUAAAUUCAGGUUUUCUCACGACACAGCAGAAGUGGUUUUCUUAUCAGGGUUGAAGAUGUUAUCUGGAGAUCACAUGAGGGCCUUUCAGAGUCGGUUCCUGCAUCCUGUAAACGCCACCAUCUCUGUCAGUCUGCUGCACACAUUUACCGCCUUAAACUUCCAGUCUCAAGUUGCACAAAAACACAAAACCACUUCAGAUGCGGCCUCUUAACUCACGUGUUUGGCCCUCUAACGUAAUGAUCGUCACAAUCUGAGUUUUUUUUUUUUUGCUCUCUGCAGGCGGACUUGAACAGCAGCGGCAUGCAGGACGGCCCCGGUUCCUUCUACGGCGUCAGCAGCCAGUACAGCAGCCUGGAGAACAUGACCAUCACUGUUUCAACCAAAGUCUGCUCGUUUGGAAAGCAGGUGGUCGAGAAAGUCGAGGUAAGUUCAUGCACUGUUAAACCGUUUUCUCUUGAACACUCGAUAUACAGUUUCUCACCACUGAGGCGUGUCAUCCUACGUGUUAUAGACGGAGUACGCACGCCUGGAGGGAGGGAAGUGUGUUUACAGGAUCCACCGGUCUCCGAUGUGCGAAUACAUGAUCAACUUUAUCCACAAACUCAAACACUUGCCUGAAAAAUAUAUGAUGAACAGUGUUCUUGAAAACUUCACGAUCCUGCAGGUAACAAACACUGAAUUAAAAUGACUUUAGCUUUAAAGGGAAAAAAACUUUCUCGUUGACACUCUUCUCUUUCUCCUCAGGUGGUGACGAACCGGGACACCCAGGAGACGUUGCUCUGUAUAGCGUUUGUUUUUGAGGUUUCCACAAGUGAACAUGGAGCUCAGUACCACGUCUACAGACUAGUUAAAGACUAA
Xyrichtys novacula (pearly razorfish) is the source of this 22256-nucleotide messenger RNA. NCBI's taxonomy places the organism in Eukaryota, Metazoa, Chordata, Actinopteri, Labriformes, Labridae. The record is from the annotation of a GenBank genome assembly.